This is a messenger RNA of Acanthopagrus latus (yellowfin seabream), 4735 nucleotides long. RefSeq names its product zinc finger protein 513a (gene znf513a). The coding region runs from base 335 to 2263 and encodes 642 amino acids. The transcript has 5 exons. Gene Ontology annotation, molecular function: DNA-binding transcription factor activity; RNA polymerase II cis-regulatory region sequence-specific DNA binding. Gene Ontology annotation, biological process: regulation of transcription by RNA polymerase II. The record is from RefSeq and is a predicted model, not a curated record. NCBI's taxonomy places the organism in Eukaryota, Metazoa, Chordata, Actinopteri, Spariformes, Sparidae.
GACGCAUUUUGUUUAGCCCCUCGGUUUUCUCCGUACCGUCGGUUUUCCAAAAUACUGCUGACAUUUCCUCUUGUAACGUUACACUGGCAACAACAUUUGCUAGCUGUGUGCUAUUGGAGGGCAUGUUUUAGUUUAAGCUGCUAGCUGACUCGCUUGACUGCUUUCUGUCGGCUGGCAGUUACAGAGCUAAUGUGUUAGCCAUUUCGCUAAAGUAGCUUAUAGGCUAGCUAGUUAAUGGAAUACAGAAGAAUAUUUUCCAAACGGACGAGAAUGAGCUGAUGGUUGUGGAAGUCUGCGAGAAGACGCUGCACAUCAGAGAGAGGCUGACUGGAAGAUGCCAAGAAAAAAACAGCAGAAUCCACAGCCAGUCAAGUUGGAUUCUGAAGAUGGUGUAGCCAUUGAAGCUCCUGGAAACCUCACCUUAGACACAGACUUCUUUCUAGGACAAGACCUCGAGUUUGGUGAUGCUGAUCAUGACGGCAAGAUUCUAGGUCUGGAAAAGUUCUCAGAAGUAGCUGCUGAGAUCGGUUUCUCUGUGUAUCCUCUGGGUGAUGAGGAGAGCCCUGCCUACAGCCAGCUCAGCAUGGAAAGUGAAACAGAAAACUCACGCGGCACAGCUGACAACGGUAGGGAAGACGAGGGCAGAGCAGCCCAGUCCGAGGCCAGUUUCCCUCCCUACCUGUCCUGCAGGGGCUGCGGACAGCUCCGUGAUGAACCUCUGGGACCUGGCAUCGACCUAAUUGGCCCAUACUGCCUUAGGUGCUGCAAAGCUUCCAGGGAAGCCAAAAGCACGGACUUCUGUUCAUCUUUUGGAAGCAUCAGUGGGAUUCGCUCUGGCUCCCAUAUGCAGCUUGACGGUGAAGGGGUGGGAAACAGGAUGGGUGACAAAGCACUGACAGCUGAGGACAAACUGCCCAAACUGCACUCGUGCCACCUCUGCGGCUUCUCCUCGCGUUACGCCAACCACGUGAAGCGCCACAUGAAGACACACAACGGGGAGAAGCCCUAUAACUGCCCCCUGUGCACUUACGCCUCCGCACAGCUGGUGAACCUGCAGAGACACCUGCGCAUUCACACUGGGGAAAAACCCUACAAAUGUGAGAGCUGCUCUUUUGCCUGCAGUUCUCUUGGCAACCUUAAGAGGCACCAGCGCAUGCAUGUGCCCUCUGCAGGGGCGGGGCCUGGGGGCGGGGCCGGGUCGGGACCGGAUAUACCGCCGCGACCUGCCACUGGCCAAAACAGCCUGAAGAGGUGUGUGACCGGGCAAAGAGCCAGUGAGGAAGUGUCUGGUGCUUCAGCCAAGGUUUCAGAAGUUGCACGGCCGACUUCAAACCUGAGUUUGGGGGCCCAGAACAGUGACUACCUAUCAGCCUUCGAUGGCUUAAAGGGGGCGUCACCACCACCCAUUCCAGCCUCUAACCCAGCUCCUGGCCACCAGCCUCCACCCCUGCUGGAGACCACAUGCGGCGGUGGCAGCAGGGUGAGCAGAGGGGGCGUAUCCGACGGCCCUGCCCUCCCCCCGUCACUUUUCCCUUUCACUUGCCGGUUGUGUGGCAUCGUCCUGGAGGAUGAGGACGGCUCCUCGGCCCAGAUUUGUGCCAAGUGUACCCUGGAGAUGCUGACUAAAGACUCCUCAUCAUCUCCCAACAGCCCUGGCGAGCGCAGUGACAAGGUGUACACCUGCGCCGCCUGCCCUUUCCUCACACACUACCCAAACCACUUGGCACGCCACAUGAAAACUCACAGUGGCGAGAAACCGUACAAGUGCCCUCAGUGCGACUACGCCUCAGCACACUUCGACAACCUCAAGCGCCACCAUAGAGUGCACACAGGUGAGAAACCCUACAAGUGCCAUUUGUGCGAUUACGCCUGCGGGAACCUGGCCAACCUGAAGCGCCACCAGCGGGUGCACUCGGGCGCCAAGCCCUUCCAGUGCGCCGUAUGCAGUUACAGCUGCAACCAGAGCAUGAACCUGAAGCGGCACAUGCUCCGGCACACAGGAGAGAAGCCGUACAAAUGUCAGGAGUGCGGCUACACCACCGGCCACUGGGACAAUUACAAGAGACAUCAGAAGAAACACGGCCUGGCCACGGACGGCUGGGUCAAAGUUCCGAUGACUGGAAAUGAUGCCGAGGAGGAAGUGAGAAAAGGGAUUGGAGUCGGCGGUCAGACCCAGAGAAAAGAAACAGGGGUCGAUAUGCAGUAUAUGUCCAGGGAGGGAGGUCAGACAAUACACCCAUGCUACAAACUUGAGAUUGUAUAAAAUAUAACUCAGCAAAACUAAGCUACCAGCAGAUUUUUUGUUUUUGUUUUCACAGAGCCUUUAUAUUGUUUUAGCGUGUACUUGUCUUUUAGUGUUUUGUCAGAUGUCUUCAGAGGCUGCUAAUUGUUUCUUUGUAGAAUCUCGCACAAUUAUGAAAAAGCUGUUGUUUCAAAUGUGUUUGAUCCCUUUUUUGGAUUAAGUCAAGUGGAUGAGUCUGUUCAGUUUGUCUUCUACUCUGUGUUUGUGUCACGACGUUGGACUUUGUCCUUUGACUGUCUCAUUCUGUAUGUUAAACCACGCUAGGCUAAUCCUAACAUUUCCCUCCCUCAUGUAUAACUACACAUAUCUAGUUCUUCAUUGUAGGUCAGAGAACACUACCAAAUAUUCCUCAACUGGGGUGUCACCAUUCAACUCGACUUUUGAUUUUGAGGUCACCAUUUUGUCAAAUUUUCUUCAUUUUUCUUUUAGCACUGACAGCCAUGCUAUUGUUUGACAUACAAGUCUUGAUUUGUAAAGAUCAAGAGCUACAUGGUAUUAAGUAUGAUGCCUGUAACUGCCUUCUUUUUGUAAAGCAAUAUGAUGGAAAUUUAAAGAACUGAUUUAAAAUCGAACUAGAAUGGAACUCAGUUGAGCACAUACCUCCUCCACCAAGGCCCAGCAGUCACCUUUAAUCCAAUACUUCGUCACCUAAAUUUUAAUUUUCUAAAUUAAAGAUGUGUCUUUUUUUUUCUUUUUUUUUUUAAAUGCCCUUGUACAAAGGUAAGAAAAAAUUCCUGAAUCUGUCCUUUUAUCCAGAUCCAGUUCUGGGCCAAGACCCAUCCUCCAUCCAAGUUUCAUGGAGAUCUGUUCUUUAGUUUUUAUUUUAGUCAAACCAACAAGCGGACACGGGCGAAAACACAAGUUCCUUGGUGGAGAGAGUUGCAUAAUUUCCGGUUUGAAUUGGGAACAAAGUGCCAAACGCUCAGACAGAAAGUAGGGUCAGUAGACGCCAUUUACAGCAACAGCUUGAAUUUUGUCACCUGCAAACACAAGCAGGCGAGGAUGGAGAGAAGAUAAACCACAGAGAAUCGCCUAUCCUGCUUUUGACCUGGAGAAUUAAGAUCAAAUGUUCAUUGCAAACACUUGAUUUGGAAUUGAAAUGUGACACCCCUUGACCUCAAUAUAUAGAACUCAUGCACAUUUUUGCCUGAACUGUUGGGCUGCACUGUGUAGUCGCCUUUAACUAAGAUGAGGGAUAUUUGCUGUAUUUAUGAAAGUUGUCAUGUUUAAGUCAAACCUUUACUUUUGUACCAAAAGUCUUAUGACAUUAUUUGAAUGUUACUUAUUUUUUUCCUACUCUCCCUUCACAUGACAUUUACCUGACUCCGCCUUCAUGAGGUUAUUUUAACUUUGAGUUUAUGCUCUGACUACACAGUGCAGCUUUGAGUAACUACAGGUCCUUUUAAGGGCCAACAUUGUGCUUCGUUUGCAUUUGGGUGCAAGCUCCAAUAACGGCAUGCCUUCAAAUUCAUUUACUAAUGUAUGUACUACUAGCAAAGUGCUGUUUAAUAGUACUGGAAUUGUUUUACUCUCGAUAGACCGAUUGACUAGGUUGUGUUAAACCUAACUGAAAUAGUCUCCAGUGUCUUCAACUGUGUUGUCAUUUUUGCCAAACCCCUCAGGAUUAUAAACAUGUUAUUUGGGAGACCUAAAUGUUGGCAACAGUUUUAGUUUUCUGGUUCUUUUGCAUGCACAAGCUUUUUGAAAAGGCCCUCCGUGGCCUUGACCUAGUCUUAUUGUUGAAGAAAAAAAAAGCACAAUUCUACACACAGUUGCAUUCGGAAGCUGGACGGGGGAGAAGAAAAAAACGUUGGCUGACAUCUCUUAUUUGUGAUUCAGGAGUAACAGAAAUCGUAAACAAGCACGUUCAAACGAUUUUUCUCCGCAAACUUUUACACACUACAUAUCAUUAAAGUUCUAGAACUUAAAUUUUCUCAUUUUUUAAAAAAGGGACUGUUUGAUCACCUUCCUUUCGAUUACUGUUUACUAUUGACUGUGAAAAUAGCCCAUACUCGUGUUUUGUUUUUUUUUUACUUGGGAAAAAAAAAAGAGACUAUUAGAAAAAGCAUGUGUGUAAUAGUUGUUUUAUUUUUCUAAUGUGGCUGUAACACACUGCUAGAAGUGCAUACUUUAAUAUAUAGAAUUGUUUUCAUCAUCUUAUUCUGAAUGUGUGACGUGUUAUUUAGUUACCACGGGAAGACUAAUAGGGACUGUGAUUUAAGUUUACUCUCUUUUUGAAUUACUAUUAUAUGCAAGUGAGAUAUUUUUCAGGUUGCCAACUUGCCAUGACACAAUGGAGCAUUGAACCCAUUGAUUAGUACCAAUAUCCCCCCAAGUGUCCAUUUUUGUCUUUAUGCAGUGUCUCAUAAAUGCCUUAAAGUGAGGAUUUUGAAAUAAACACAUGGAAUUCAUUUCAUUGAAUGUCAGACAACA